UUGCGCAAAUGAGGAAGUGCACUAUGCGGAAGUAACUUCUUGUUUUUGUUGUAUCAGGGCAGAGACUCACACGGCUUUAAACCUAACUGGACAUUGUCAGGUCUACCCCAGCAGACAAUGUUUGUUUGUUUUCUCCCCCCUGAAGAGUAAGAAGAAUUAAACAGUAGCAGGUGUCCUUAUACCCACCGCGCCCUCCUCAGCUGAGAACACUGAUUUUUGUAGCCUGGGUGCUGGGCUACGUGGCCUUCCUGCUCUCCAUCAAGAGGAUGUGGACAGGGAAACACAUCCGCAGUCCGCUGGUCCGCUCGCUCUUUAUGAGCAUGGUGACCGAGGGUGACGCGGGAACGGCUGAACAGACGGAGUGGUACCGGUGCUGUCCGGACCUGAUGGGAGAAUCUGUGCGCCCCCUGUUUGUCCAGAGCCACCUGGACACUGACACCAAGGCGUUUCUCAAGCACAGCCAGGAGAAGUCCAGCUGGCUUUUCACACAGCUCUAUCACUCUCUGGUAUCAACUGUCCUCAGUCCUAUGGUGUCACGCACCUCCAUCAACGGCUUUCUGGGCCGGGGCUCCAUGUUCGUCUUUUCCGCCGAUCAGUUCCAGCAGUUGCUACGGAUCGGCCCGGACUGGGAGGCCGACAGGCUGCUGGAUCUUGGAGCCGGGGACGGAGGAGUCACAGAGGUCAUGGGAGUCCACUUCAAGCAGGUCUACGCUACUGAAGUCUCUCCACCAAUGAAGUGGCAUCUCCAGAGGAGGAAUUACACACUGCUGGGCAUAGAUGAGUGGCAGCACACUGGUUUCCAGUAUGAUGUAAUCAGCUGCCUGAACCUGCUGGACCGCUGCGACGAUCCUCUGCAUCUCCUGCGGGACAUCAAGAGCUCCCUGGUCCCCAAGACGGGAAGACUCGUCUUGGCUGCUGUGCUUCCCUUCCAACCUUACAUUGAAAUCGGAGGGAAGUGGGAGCGUCCAAAAGAGCACCUUAAAAUCGCGGGGAAGACGUGGGAGGAGCAAGUCACGAAUCUGUGCCGUGAGGUUUUCAAGCGGGCUGGUUUUGAGUUGGAGGCCGUGACCAGACUGCCGUACCUCUGCGAAGGCGACAUGUAUAACGACUACUACGUACUGGACGAUGCGGUUUUUGUUCUCAAGGCAUCAGAGGACACUGGAGAUUCUCCUCAGUGAGAAUGGAACUGAUUGUCGGGGGAGAUGCGCUCCAAAUGUUUUAGGGGUUUCUUUAUUCUCCAUGGGUGUUAGUGCAGUGUAAAACGUGUCGUCCUUGCAGUCAUCCGUUUCCGACUUGGGUGGAAAUGGGGAGUCGCACGUGAAGCUCAGGUGCUGCGGUAUAGAUCUUUUGGAUCCAGAGAUACCUCAACAAUUUAAGCAAUAAAGGGAAAAAAAAAGAGAGAGGCUAUUGGGACAGCCACUAAAAAAUUGGUUCUUCGAACAUAUCAUCACCAUGCUGUAAGUGUUGAUCUGUAAAGUCUGGUACUUGUGUUUUGUGUUAAGAUUUAAGUGUUAACUUCACCAGUGAAGGCAAACAUCUAUUUUUUGCUUACUUUUAGUACAUAACAGCUGUAAAUACUAAUGGAAAAAGUAAAAUAUUCUUGACAUUUCCUGGUUACUGAGUAAAGGUUCAGCAAAACAAUGUGAACUUAUAA
This is a messenger RNA of Xiphophorus hellerii (green swordtail), 1654 nucleotides long. RefSeq names its product methyltransferase 9, His-X-His N1-histidine (gene mettl9). Lineage: Eukaryota; Metazoa; Chordata; Actinopteri; Cyprinodontiformes; Poeciliidae. The transcript is spliced from 6 exons. The record is from RefSeq and is a predicted model, not a curated record. The coding region runs from base 267 to 1178 and encodes 303 amino acids. Gene Ontology annotation, molecular function: protein-L-histidine N-pros-methyltransferase activity.